GAGCGACCAAUGGCUGCCGCGGUCUCAUUAAUUAUGCGGUGGGUCCAGGAUGCUCCAGCAGAAAGACGAUGCAGAGGUUCUGAGGUUCCGAAAAGUCCAACUGGAUGUCCAGAUGAGACCAUGCCGCCGCCAGAAGACCGCUGCGCUGGGCUACAGGUUGGUGGGUAAGUCCAGAACCACCCGAACCGGGCAGAACCAGGCCGUUAGAAUCAGCCUCCAGGUUCUGUUUGUGGAUUCCUACGAUCCCACCUUCUCUGGACCAGAACCAGAACCGCCAGCGGAUCUCUGAAGGUUUUCUGUCUUUCACCAUGACGGUCAGGUGACAGGUGAGGGCUUCUCUGGGUGAUUUCUCCUCUGACCUCUGACCUCCUGCUGAGCGGACGCUGCUGUGUCCCUCAGAGCUGCACCGUCAACGUCAAGGUAGGACCUGCUGUUGAUGCCAGAUCCCGGUUCUGAUGCAGUGGGCCGCUACUGGUUCUGGGUUUGGUACCAGAUGUCCCCCUGGCCACCAGAACAUCCGGUACCGGUUCCACCCUAACGGUUCUGUUGUGCCUGUGCGGCUUCCAGGUGGUCCAGGUGGUCCACGAGACGUGGGGAACGUCCAGUACGCAAACCCAAACGGUUCUGAUCCACCGGGCCGGAGGAACCGGGUCCGACUGGACUCUCUGGUGUGUUUCUGCAGGAAACCCAUCAUCCUGAUGGGCAACAAGAAGAACCUGCACAUGGAGAGGGUUCUGGGCUGUGGUUCUGUUUGGGCCCAGUUUAAGGAGCCGGUCUGGAACAGAACCUGGAGGAAGUCCACCAGCAGGAGGAACAUGAGUCCAUCUAACAGAACCUGUUCUGGUUCUGCAAGCUCCAAGGAGGGCAAAGCUCUGACCGGGUCGUGGAGCGCCGCCUUCCUGGAGUCUCCAGCCAAAGAUCACCAGAUGGCGGUGGAGGUGAUCCGGAGGAUGGUUCUGGAGGUGGAGCAGGUGGAGGGCGGUCUCCCAGGAGGUUCUGUUGACCCGUCGGGCCCACUGGACUCUGCUCCUUCCAGAACCACAGCAGAUCCGGUUCCUCCGCUCAGAUCGGAGCAGAUUUAUCCGACAGUCGGCUUCCUGAGCUCUGAGGGUUGAGCUGCUGGACUCGGAGCUUAAAUUCAGUGAUUUUUACAUGAAGUCUGGUUUGCAGCUGGUUGCAUGGCAACAAUCAGCUGGAGGAAAAGUCAGAAUUUUAAAUAUUCUCUGCUGAUUUUGUGUUUUUAAUUUGAUUUCAUAUCUAUGUAACUCACCACCUGCUGGUUUCUGAGCGCCACCCGCUGGCAGGAAGGAGGAACUGCAGGACAGACGUUAAACAGACGUGUGGGCGGAGCCUCAGCUCACCUGGAAACCAGAACCCAGGUGGUUCUGGUUCCAAUUUUAUCUCCAUGGUUGAGUCAUGUCUUCAGGUUCUCCUGAACGGGACUGAACCGGACCUCUGACCCGGAUCAGCUUUGUUCGGUUCUGUUUGGAUAAACCCAGAAUCAGCUGAGAUGUUGCAGAACUCUAAAGGGAGAACCAGAACCAGAACCGGUUACAGAACCAGAGAUCAUCACCAACUGGACCGUCCGGACCCGGGUCAGACAGAGCAGGUCGUACGUCGUCACGGCGACGGUUUUCCAGCUGACGUUCUGCUGAAGCUGCUCGUCUUCAGAGGAAGGAGUCAGAGACGUUAGAAAGACGUUACUACAAAAUAAAAGCAUAGAAGAACAUUAAAGGCACAUAAAACCUUUGAUGAAGGAAAUGAAUCAUGUUGGAUGGAGGAAAAUCAGCUGCUUUGAAUAUUACGGUUCUUUAACUUCACAUGAUCAGAAUCCAACCUAAUGAAACACAUCGUCCUGUCAGCAGGUGACCAGCCUGAUGGUGACUCAGUGAUUAUCGAUUAUCGGUCGAUUAUCGGUCGAUUAUCAGUCCUGAACCCGGAGGAGGAGGAGCUGAUUGGAGUCCAGCUCUGAUGGUCAGUCGGUCUGUGACUCGGAUUUAUCUAGCAGAACCGAGCCACUCAGAACCGAGAGGCUCGGAACCGAGACGCUCAGAACCGAGCCACUCAGAACCGAGAGGCUCGGAACCGAGACGCUCAGAACCGAGUCGCUCAGAACCGAGACGCUCAGAACCGAGCAGCUCAGAACCGAGCAGCUCAGAACCGAGCCG
Molecule: messenger RNA, 2168 nt
Organism: Poecilia reticulata (guppy)
Lineage: Eukaryota; Metazoa; Chordata; Actinopteri; Cyprinodontiformes; Poeciliidae
Source: RefSeq, a predicted model, not a curated record